This is a messenger RNA of Fusarium keratoplasticum, 835 nucleotides long. RefSeq lists its product as uncharacterized. The record is from RefSeq and is a predicted model, not a curated record. Gene Ontology annotation, biological process: endosome transport via multivesicular body sorting pathway; late endosome to vacuole transport; protein transport. The transcript is spliced from 4 exons. Bases 161 to 835 code for a protein of 224 amino acids. NCBI's taxonomy places the organism in Eukaryota, Fungi, Ascomycota, Sordariomycetes, Hypocreales, Nectriaceae. Gene Ontology annotation, cellular component: ESCRT III complex; multivesicular body.
CUCACCACGGCUGGCUUUUCUUCGCUGCCUUGGCCACUAUCUUGACGCCUAUUCCUCCUCGCUCUCCAUAUCCUCGCUCUAUCUGCGCAUCGACAACCUCUCGUUCGACGUCCCAGAUCUCCCUCCGCCUCUCUACACAGCUUCACCUCCCCCGCACACCAUGAACAUCCUCGAGUGGGCUUUCGGUAAGCGCAUGACGCCUGCGGAGCGUCUGCGCAAGAACCAGCGCAUGCUGGACAAGGCCAUCCGCGAACUCGACCAGAUGCGCGUCAAGCUCGAGAAGCAAGAAAAGACCCUCAUCCAGCAGAUUAAGACGAGCGCCAAGAAUGGCCAGAUGGGCGCAUGCAAGAUUCAAGCCAAGGAUCUGGUCCGCACCAGGCGAUAUGUUGAGAAGUUCUACGCCAUGCGCAGUCAGCUGCAGAAGAUCUCGUUGCGUCUUCAGACCUACCGAACGAACGAACAGAUGAUGCAAGCCAUGAAGGGCGCUACGAUGGCCUUGGGCAGCAUGAACAAGUCGAUGAACCUCCCCCAGCUCCAACGAAUCGCUAUGGAGUUUGAGCGAGAAAACGAUAUUAUGGAACAGCGACAAGAGAUGAUGGACGACGCAAUCGACGAUGCCAUGGACGUGGGAAUUGAAGAAGAGGGCGACGAAGUGGUGGAACAAGUGCUGGAAGAGAUUGGAAUCGACUUCAACCAGGCUCUCGGAGAAACACCUACUGCAUUAGGAAAUGCUGCGGUACCAGAAGGCAAGAUCGCUCAGGCAGUGGGUGGAGGCGGUGGUGGCGAUCCUGUUGACGAUGACCUCCAAGCACGCCUUGAUAGCUUGCGGAAGUAG